Messenger RNA from Gopherus evgoodei (Goodes thornscrub tortoise), 1558 nucleotides. Its product is annotated as erythroid transcription factor-like. The transcript is spliced from 2 exons. Gene Ontology annotation, molecular function: RNA polymerase II cis-regulatory region sequence-specific DNA binding; DNA-binding transcription factor activity, RNA polymerase II-specific; zinc ion binding. NCBI's taxonomy places the organism in Eukaryota, Metazoa, Chordata, Testudines, Testudinidae. Gene Ontology annotation, biological process: negative regulation of transcription by RNA polymerase II; cell fate commitment; positive regulation of transcription by RNA polymerase II. The record is from RefSeq and is a predicted model, not a curated record. The coding region runs from base 97 to 918 and encodes 273 amino acids.
CAGCCUCCCUGACACCCCCUUCCCCUCCCAUGAAACCUGCCUCCCCCGACACCCCCAGGCCCCCUGUCCCAGCCUCCCCCGACAUGUUCUGCUUCCAUGAGACCCCCCCCAGCCUCCCUGACACCCCCUUCCCCUCCCAUGAAACCCGCCUCCCCCGACACCCCCAGGCCCCCUGUCCCAGCCUCCUCCGACAUGUUCUGCUCCCAUGAGACCCCCCCAGCCUCCCUGACACCCCCUUCCCCUCCCAUGAAACCCUCCUCCCCCGACACCCCCAGGCCCCCUGCCCCAGCCUCCUCCGACAUGUUCUGCUUCCAUGAGACCCCCCCAGCCUCCCUGACACCCCCUUCCCCUCCCAUGACAUGCCCAGUCCACCGCCCCCCGGCCUCCCCAACACCCCAUUCCACUUCCAUAGCACCCCUGCCGUGCCCUGCCCCCAUCCCCUGGGUGCUCUGCUCCCACCCACCUAGCCCCCCGUUCCCCCGUCUCUCCCCCCAGAUCAUCAGCAAGCGAGCGGGCACCCAGUGCAGCAACUGCCAGACCACCACCACCACCCUAUGGCGCCGGAACAGCAGCGGGGAGCCCGUCUGCAACGCCUGCGGCCUCUACUACAAACUGCACAACGUCAAUCGCCCCCUGACGAUGCGGAAAGACGGAAUCCAGACCCGCAACCGCAAAGUCUCCGGCAAGGGCAAGAAACGCAGAGGGGCGGCUCCGGGUGAGGGGGGGGCUGGGCCCCCCACCCCACUCGAACUGCUCUCCCCCCUGGGCGAGGACCCUGCCUCUCUCUAUGCCCUGAGCCCCAUGGUCCUGUCCAGCCACCUGCUCCCCUUCUCCCCCUCCACCCACCUCCUCGGGCCCCCCCCAGCUGCCUACCACCCUCCCCAGGCCUCCCCAGGGGCAGGCGCCUCGCUGGGGUGAUAGGGGCCCCUCACAGAAGGAGGCUGAGCUGGAAAAAGGGCAGCUGGGUGAAUAUUUGGGGUACAGCUGUUGGGGGAGUUACCCCCCCCAGCCACAGAGUCAGGGAUUGGGACAGAGGGGGCAGAGUGUCGGGGUACAGAGGGAUUCACCUCACCUUAGCAACUGCAAGGAUUGGGGGGCUCCCCCUAGAAAUGGGGCCACCCUCCAUGGGCCUCCCUGAGCUCUGUCUGGGCACACACACCCCCCGUCUGUCCCAUCCCCCACACACACACACCCGUCUAUCCCCCUAGAUCCCCGUCUGUCCAUCCAUCUGUCCCUCCCUCCAUCCACCCAGCCUCUUUUGAAGGAAUGAUCCCUCAUUUCUACCCUCCCCUGUGCCUGGGUUUCUCCUUCAGCACCCCCAAAUCCUCACACAGGGGGCUCCCCCCAGCACCGUCCCCCCCUCUUCCUCCUCCUACACCCUCUCAACCCUUCAUCCCUUGUCACCCCACAGUGAACCCAUCCCCCCAUGAUCCAGCACUGGCUGUGAUAGGACCCCCCCAUUCUUACUCUCCCUUCUGGCACCCCGAUAUACUGUGGGUUAAAAAAUAUAUUCUGUGGAAACCACAUUUUAAAAUAUAUUCUAUAUUUCUUGUAAUGA